UGGUCGGAACAAUUUGAUUUGCAUACAUAUCUCGAUCAGUCAAAAGUGUUGGAAAUGUCAUUAUUUGGCAGAGAAGAGAUCGGAAAGUUUUCAAUCAAUUUAAAUGAAUUGGCGGCCGAAGAGACACAUAAAAUAUGGGCCACUUUAGAAGGAGACGCCGCCUCUGUUUUGAUUUUACUCACGAUUAGCGCAACUCUCGGAUCCGAAACCGUAUCACAUCUUAACAACGAUGUGAACACUAAAGAGCAGCAAAAUUUGCUUCAAAAUAAAUAUAGUUUAUGGAAAAUAUAUAAGGCCGAAGCGUUAGCCUCAGCGGACAUCGGGGGUAAAAGUGAUCCGUUUUGUGUCCUUGAAUUAGUGAAUUCACGAUUGCAAACAAAUACUGAAUACAAAACAUUAGAUCCCGAAUGGAAUAAAAUUUACACCUUGUAAGAUUUAAUACAUCAAUUCAAUUAUGACCGUAAUA
Messenger RNA from Medioppia subpectinata, 466 nucleotides. NCBI's taxonomy places the organism in Eukaryota, Metazoa, Arthropoda, Arachnida, Sarcoptiformes, Oppiidae. The record is from the annotation of a GenBank genome assembly.